GAACACAUAUCCGGUGGGGCCAAGAAAGUGGUUGUAACAGUGCCAUGUGAAGGUGCUCCCACAUUUAUUGUUGGGGUGAAUCUUGAUGACUAUGAAACAUGCAAGAAUGUGGUCAGUACAUCGUCUGUUAGCACAAAUGCAAUUGCUCCCUUAGCGAAAGUCAUCCAUGAAAACUUUGAGAUUGUGGAAGGUAUUGCAACAGCCAUUCAACCUGUCAGGUCUUCUCAGAGAACCAUUGACGGUUCAUCGAAAAAGAGCUGGAGGGAAGGUCGGGGUGCCUUGCAAAAUAUAAUCCCCAGGUCGACCAAUGCAGCCAAAGCUCUGGGGCAGGUUCUGCCGGAUCUAGAAGGUAAACUGACAGCCGUGUCUGUGAGAGUUUCCACUUGCCAGUGGCUCACUCAUUGAUCUCACUUGCAGGUUAAAGAAAGAAGCCUCUCUGGAUGAAAUCCGAUGUGCAAUGUGUGAAGCCAUGGAUGGAUCCAUGGUUGGGAUCAUUGAUGUGACCAAUGAGAAGGUAGUGUCCUCUGACUUCAUCGGCUCUCACUAUUCAUGCGUAUAUGACUCCAGAGCCAGCAUGGUUGUUGGCAAGAAGUUUGUAAAGCUAUUUGCUUGGUAUGACAGUGAAUACGGAUAUGCCUGCAGAGUAAUCGACCUGAUAAAGUUCAUGCAUGCGGAAACAAAAAUCAUGAAUUAAUUUAAUAAUAAAAUAAAAAUAUUAUUUAAUUUGUAUGUAAAGUCCAAAUUAUAUAAUCAUGGUAUUUUACAUUAACUGUAACAACCGUGCUUAUAUUUGCCAUGUUGUACAACUCAAUAAACAAUGAUAGAACAACAAGAAUAAAAAGUUUUUACAUAGCUUUUA
Messenger RNA from Homalodisca vitripennis (glassy-winged sharpshooter), 859 nucleotides. Its product is annotated as glyceraldehyde-3-phosphate dehydrogenase-like. Lineage: Eukaryota; Metazoa; Arthropoda; Insecta; Hemiptera; Cicadellidae. The record is from RefSeq and is a predicted model, not a curated record. Gene Ontology annotation, molecular function: oxidoreductase activity, acting on the aldehyde or oxo group of donors, NAD or NADP as acceptor.